Molecule: messenger RNA, 2478 nt
Organism: Saccharomycodes ludwigii
Lineage: Eukaryota; Fungi; Ascomycota; Saccharomycetes; Saccharomycodales; Saccharomycodaceae
Gene: SEC2
Product: guanine nucleotide exchange factor SEC2
Exons: 1
Coding region: 1-2478 (825 amino acids)
Biological process (GO): exocytosis
Cellular component (GO): Golgi to plasma membrane transport vesicle; cell tip
Molecular function (GO): guanyl-nucleotide exchange factor activity
Source: RefSeq, a predicted model, not a curated record
AUGACAACCGUAAAUCAUAUUAACUCCAAAGAUAAAAAAAAAGAACAAGAACAAGUAACAAACAGUCCAGUUAAAACAACUUCCAAUGAGAAUCCCGUUGAUAAUGAUGACAGCGAUAGAGUUGAACAACAACUAGAAACAAUGUCUACUAAAUUAUUAGAAAGUAUUGAUAAACAGAGCACUUUGGAAAAACAUUUGUUGGAUACACAAAAACAGUUAAAAGAAAAAGAAAUUUCCUUUUCAGAUUAUCAAAAAUUGAAAUCUGAUUAUUCCAAUUUACGCAAGAGGUUUCAAAAAAAUGAAUUGCUAUUAAAAGAGAAAAAAGAAGAAAUAACCAAAGAAACUAAUGCUAGAAAGGCGGCUGAGGAAGAGGUAACUAAAUUAAGAAAAGAAGUUGAAGAUUUAACCGCUUCCUUAUUUGAAGAAGCCAAUAAGAUGGUUGCCGAGGCCAGAAAGGAAACAUAUGCAAAACAAAUGGAAAAUAAAAAGUUGGAAGAAGAUUUGAAAGAAAAACAGACUUUGCUAGAUGCUUUGAAUCAACAAUUAAAAGAUUUGAAAAAAGUUAUGUAUCUUCUAGAAAAUGAGAAUGUUAAUUUAAGCAGUAGAAAGUCAUUAUUACAAAAUAGCAAUGCAGGAGAUACUUCCUCUAUGAUGACUUUGGAGAGAGUCGCAACAACUGGGUCCUAUUAUAAUAAUGGUAUAAAAACUAAUGUGAUAGAUAUUUCAAGCGUCUUGUUUUCUCCAACACCCCCAGGGAUACGUUAUGACACAGAAUUAUAUAAUGAAUUUUUAAAGUUUAUUGCUGUUUUGCCAUUGGUUAACUCAAUAAUAGAAACAAAAGAUGAUUCUAAACUAUUGAAAAGAUUAAUUGUUAAUGAAAUUGAACCAAUAUUGAAAAUUGAAGGUGCUAGAGGCAUACCGUGGCAAUUUCGAAACCGAAUAAUUCCAUUAAUGCUUGAUGGUCUUUUAAUUGUGGAGCCUAUUAGUGGAAUUAAUGAAACUUAUCGUAACGGCACAAAGUUGAAUUUGGACAGUAGUAAAGAUACAAAACUCUUCAAUUUCCCUAUUGAUUCUCCGCCAGUAGCAGUAGCUGGUUCGUGCGCGUUUUGUGGCGAAUCCAGGAAUGAUAUUUUAGAGCACGGUAGGUUAUACUAUUUGAAAACAUUAUCUAAAAAAGAUGGUACCGUAACAAAUAAUUUUCCAUUAUGUCAUUACUGCUUGCUAAAAGUUAGACAAUCUUGCGACAUUUUUUCAUUUUUACGAACUUUAAAAGAUGGUAUAUGGAAUUUGGAGCCAGUUACUUUAAAAGGUAUCGGCAGAGGAGAGACUUCCAAAUAUACCUCACGCUAUGAAAAGCCGAACGUCAACUCUAAAAGGAAAACAAAAGAUAUUGUUCAACAACAAAGAGUCAUGAGGGAAAAAAGGAAUAAACGUAAAAGUUUUCUGGGUGCAUUGAGUUCAUUGACUUCCACCACUGUUUAUGAACCUCAAGUCUACCUUAACAAAAGGCAAUCCUCUGUAAACUCUGUUCUAUCUACUUCAAAUGGUAAUAUUAGUAACGAUGGACUUCCUUCAACUAAUAUACAACGUGCUUGGAUUCAAUUAUGUAAACUACGUGCUGUGUUAAAUUGGACAGCCAUUGGUAUUUGGUCGAUCGAUGAUUCAAUUCAAAUGAAAAUUAAUCCCUUGAGUGUAAGCGAGUUAGAAGAAAUGGAUGCUCAACAAAAAUCAAAUCAUAGUUCCAAAGUAGUAGACAGUAUCAAACGCGAUACUAGUGAAAGAACUGCUAGUGACUCGUUUAAUUUUGAAGACCCGCAUGAAAAAGCAAUUUUGGAUAGCGAAACUUCUGCAAAUACACUAAAUAAAGAAACUGAGGAAAAGUUAAAGGAGUCGGAACGUGAGGCUGCUUUAAAUAAAUUGGUUGGCAAUGAAAAUCCUAAUGAAUCUCCUGCUGUCGAGGAAAACAAUUCAGUGGUUAAGAACUCUUUGGAAGAGGGCAGUGAGGCGGACGAUUCUUCGUUAAUUAUUGAAUCAGUAAGAAAGAUUGAUAAUGACGAAAAUGCGUCACAAAAGAUAGAUAAUAAUAGUAAUAGCUCUGUUAUAAUAUCAACCCAAGAUACUCCUGAAAUAAAUGAUAAAGAAACAGCUUCUGUUAUACCCGUCAACAAAUCGAUAGCUAGUUUUGCCACGGCAAGAACAGCUGCAAGUAAUUUCAUUGUUAAUCCAGAAAGUACCAAAGAAAAAGCAAACGAAAAAAGAAAACAGAAUAGAAACACUAGUGUAUUUGAUUUGAGUGAAAGUGUAGACUCACCUUCAAAUGAAAGUACUAUUUCUACAGAGGCUCCAAAUUCUGGUGAUACUGCGACUACUAGUAAGAUUUACUCUUCCAAAAAGAGCACAAGUACUGCAAAAUUAUAUGAUGAUCUGGAUGCUUUGAAAAAAGACUUUGAAUCAACAUUAAAUCAAGAUAUAGAAUAA